AAAUCGCUGAUGAGUAGUUUACUCGCUCUCCAGACCCCCCUGAGGGACCAUUUUGUUUGCUUUCAGGUUGAAGAUGCAGGCAGGACAGCACAGCACGGCCCCAGCCACCCCCGAGGCUGUGUGUGACAGGGGUCCCGGGGCUUGUGCACAUGCACGGAGGGCCUGCUGUCCGUGCAGCUGAAAGUUUCCGCCCCCAUCAGCCCUGCCUGCGUGCCGGAUGCUCACUAGCUCACUACACCGAAGUGGCCGAGUGGAGCUGCACCUUUAACACCGCCGCCGGCCGACAGAACCGCGCAUGACGCUCAUCAGCCAAAGAUCUAAACUCACACCAGGGUAGACAUGUUCUCCAAAGGCACCAAGCGCAAGUUUUCCAGCGAUGACGACGAUAUGUUGGAUGAGAACCUGGCCGGUGCCAAGGUGUCCUCCUCGUACAGUCUGCAGCGCCAGUCUUUACUGGACAUGUCCCUCAUCAAGCUGCAGCUCUGCCACAUGUUAGUGGAGCCCAACCUGUGCCGCUCUGUGCUCAUUGCCAACACGGUGCGGCAGAUCCAGGAGGAGAUGACUCACGACGGCAGCUGGGUGGUCACUGAGACCUUCUGCGGCGGGACCCAGGGCCCCUCCGAGCGCCUGGUGGCCACCGAGGUACUCUGCCGGUCAAGAGAGCAGGAAGCCGAGCCAAAGCUCUUCUCAGUUAUCAGUUACGAAGGAAUCAGCCGUGAGGAGGAGGUGGUGGCAGACGAGACGCUAUGUUCGGUCUCGGUGCACGACUCCGCCUCUGACGUGUGUCUCUCUGAGACUUCGAGUCGUUGCUGGGACACGACCAAGGACUCCCGGGAAAGCUCCAGGCUUGGUCCAGGAGACGACGAGGAUGAUGACGAGGAUGAAGACGACGAACAGGAAAGUUCCUCCAGGGAGGAUCCAAAGGCAAUCGGGCAAGUUUUCGGGACAUUUGAGAUCAAGAACGGUGCCUCAGGUCCAGACUCGGCUCUGGAGGAAUUGUUUUCAGACGUGGACGCAUCGUAUUACGACCUCGACACCAUGCUCACAGGCAUUCAGAACACGGCGCCUAAGAUGGGUCCAUACGACCUGCUGGACAGUUUGAGUCCCUCUCACACACCCACGUCUAUAAACUCACCGUCAAACUGCCGCUCUGAUCUUAACGAACUGGACCACAUCAUGGAGAUCAUUGUCGGCUCUUAGACGCGACUCGGCUCUGAGACUAGUGCGCCUUUUUUUUUUUUCUUCCUCCCUUCUCUUUCUACCUGUCGUGGAAGUUCAGUCUGCAGUCCUUUCAGGGAAAGGAGUGUGUCUCUUCUCAAGAAUGGCCUUGAUUUUAUGAACUGACCGGUUAUCUGAUCUUAUUUGCAUACCCUUUGUAUGAUCCUUUUUUUUUUUUUCUAUUUGUUUGGAAUUUUUUUUAUUUAUUUAUUUCUUGCGUCCAUUAACACUACGUACAGGAUGGAGAGCAGAACCAGAUAUUUACAAAAUGAAAGAUAUUUUCAUAAAGAUGAAAUUGCCUAACUGUAAAAUUAUAUAUUUUUACAAUAGAUACUGCUUGAGAAGUGUUACAGUGCACUCGUUAUCAGUUUCCAACAUUACGAUUUUAAACGGACCAGUUAUCAAGGUCAUGUUGUGACUUUUUUUUUUUUCAUUCCUUUCAGGAUUCAGAAAUGGCAGUAAGAAUACAACGAUGCAUGAUUUUUUUUUUUUUUUUUUUUAAAGCACACUCUUUGGUGCAUUUUGGCACCCGGCGUAUUUCUCCCAUCAGUAUCUGGGCAAAUUGUCAGCCUGUGUUUUUAAUAUUAGAAGUCAUCGCAUUCUUGUAUUUGUUUAAUUGACAAAUGAAGAAUAAUGGGGCCGCCCCAUUCUAUAUAGUGACUUUUAAUUUAUUUUUAUUUAUUUGUUGCAAACUUUACAUGUUGAGUGUUGGCUUUGGUCAAACUCAGGGCAGUAGAGACUUCACGGGCCGGAUUCGCCCCAAAUCCCUCAACCAGUACUUCAUUAUUAUUAUAAUAAUUUAAAGCCUUUUAUAAAUUUGCUAGUUUAAAUCUUUGAUAUGUGCAAAAAGCAGUUGUGAUGCAUUAUGUCUACGUUUUCUGAUGCACAUCUACAGAUCUAAAGAUACCAUAAUGAAUUCAGUCGUAGCUUUUUAUUUUCGGCUGCUUUUCAUCCUCUGAUCAGGUCGAUAAAUCCUGAUGUCGUGUUUUGCAGCCUCGUGAUGAGCUGUACACCUUCUCUGAUCCUAUGCAUUGAGUGUCGCAGUACACUUCCUAUGCACAAAGUGUUGGAGCACAUUUUAAAGGACAGUAUUGACUUUGUAUUUUUGACCGUCAGAAAGAGGACAGGGUUUAACGAUUGUCUUCCUGUUAAAGAAACUUCAGUUCAGUCAGUAAUUCUGAAACUAAUUCUUAUGGUGAAGAAAACAAAACAGUGACAGUACAUUAAUGUGAGUGGAUGUAAUUCCUCUCUGCUUUACGUCAGUUUCGUUUUUAAGUAUGAUAUAAAUCUAGAGUAGAACAUAUAAACAUUUUAUAUGUGCAU
Molecule: messenger RNA, 2541 nt
Organism: Neoarius graeffei (lesser salmon catfish)
Lineage: Eukaryota; Metazoa; Chordata; Actinopteri; Siluriformes; Ariidae
Gene: cdca4
Product: cell division cycle associated 4
Exons: 2
Coding region: 340-1200 (286 amino acids)
Cellular component (GO): nucleus
Molecular function (GO): transcription regulator activity
Source: RefSeq, a predicted model, not a curated record